This is a messenger RNA of Prorocentrum cordatum, 609 nucleotides long. Lineage: Eukaryota; Dinophyceae; Prorocentrales; Prorocentraceae. The record is from the annotation of a GenBank genome assembly.
GUCGAGCGCGAUGUCCCGCGCCCUCUGGGCCGCGGGGGCGCUGCUGCAGCUGGCGCUGCCCGCCGCCGCCCUGACGCAGCGCGGCCGCGCGCGCUCUGGGCUCGCGGCCGCCGCGGUGGCGCACUCCCCGGAGGAGAGCGCGGCCAUGCGCAAGGAGGCCUUCGAGAAGGAGUUCACAGUGGAGCUGAAUCUGGCGAAGGCGCGGGAGGCCGGCACGCCCCUGGGCCUCAAGGUCGACAUCGAGAGCGAGUUCGCGCCGCCCUCCCUGAAGGUGAUCAGCGACGGCAUCGUGAGGGACCGCCUCGCGCUCUCUUGCGUGGUCGCCGUCAGCAUCCCUCGCCGCAUCCUCUCCGCUCCCGUCCCCCAUCGCCACCCCUCUCGACUCAAGACGCCUCGCUGCCCCGCGCAGCCCGUGGAUACCUCUGGUCCGAGGCCAGUCUUAUGAUGCUCCAACCUACUUUAUACGGCGGGGGCAACCCAAGGCCAGUUUUCCACCCUUCUCGCGAGGGCCGCAAGGGUCGAGCCGCGCGCCGUCGUGAGCCAUCUCUCGACGUCCAGUCUCGGCGGCCCGUUGGAGUGGCGACGCAGCAGAAGACGACAAAUAACAUU